UGUUUCCUGUCAGCGCUUGGGGUCCCGGCGCUCGUCGCGCGCCACUCUCUGCCCCUCCCCCCUCGCAGAGUGCCUCGCGCCCAGUUGUGAGGUCGCGGGCUCGCGCACGCCCCCAACCGUCCCCCGAAGGUGCCUGGCGCUCGGCGGGGCGCGCUCUUUUCCCCAGUCGCCUGUCUGGGCGAACUCCGCCUGCUCCCGGUGCCCCUUCGGCCAGCGGAGAGCCGGGUUGGUCCGUGAGCCGGGGCGCUGCAGCGCUCCGGCACCGGGUCUCCUCUUGUCCUGAGUGGGCUUGUUCCAGCUGGGGCACUGGAUUUGCUAAAGGAGCUUAAGAAUAUACCUAUGACCCUUGAGUUGUUACAGUCCACAAGAAUUGGAAUGUCAGUGAAUGCAAUACGCAAGCAAAGCACAGAUGAAGAGGUUACAUCUUUAGCAAAAUCUCUCAUCAAGUCUUGGAAGAAGCUAUUAGAUGGACCAUCAACUGAUAAAGACUCUGAAGACAAGAAAAAGGAACCUGCAUCUUCAUCACAAAACAGUCCUGAAGCAAGAGAAGAAAGCAGUUCCAGUAGCAACUCCAGCAUCAGGAAAGAGGAGGCUAAUGCUUCGUCAGAUUCCUUCAUCCCUUCUUUUCCUCGGGCUCCAAGUACUUCAGAUUCUGUACGAGUGAAAUGUAGAGAAAUGCUGGCUGCUGCUCUCAAAACAGGAGAUGACUACAUUGCUAUUGGUGCUGAUGAGGAAGAGCUGGGAUCUCAGAUUGAAGAAGCUAUAUAUCAAGAAUUGAAAAACACUGACAUGAAAUACAAAAAUAGGGUACGAAGUAGAAUAGCAAAUCUCAAGGACACAAAGAACCCUAAUCUAAGAAAAAAUGUAUUAUGUGGGAACAUACCUCCAGACAGGUUUGCCAAAAUGACAGCAGAGGAGAUGGCAAGUGAUGAGCUGAAAGAGAUGCGUAAAAAUCUGACCAAAGAAGCUAUCAGAGAGCAUCAGAUGGCUAAGACAGGAGGCACCCAGACUGACCUGUUUACAUGUGGCAAAUGUAAAAAGAAGAAUUGCACUUACACACAGGUUCAAACCCGCAGUGCUGAUGAACCUAUGACAACAUUUGUUGUCUGUAACGAAUGUGGAAACAGAUGGAAGUUCUGUUAGAAGAAACAACUGUCAAGACACCUGGACCAGUAUGAAAGAGGAUUUUGUAAUUAGCUUUAAGAACUAGGCCAGGCAUGUAGGUUCCUGCAAACAAGAACUUUUUUUUUUUUUUUUUUUUUUUAAAGCGGCAUACAUCCCUGGAGUUAACCUUUGUUUUUUGACACAACUUUCUUAAAUGCUUUCCUAUAGUUAAUAGUCAGUAGGGCCCGGAUGCUCAAUUGUACGGUGUAUGUUUAAAAUAUUUUUUCAUUUUUAUAAGUAAGUUGACAUUAAACUUUUAUCAAUAAACUUUUGGUAACUGAA
Messenger RNA from Terrapene triunguis (Three-toed box turtle), 1446 nucleotides. It is a transcript of the gene TCEA1, whose product is annotated as transcription elongation factor A1. Gene Ontology annotation, cellular component: nucleus. The coding region runs from base 340 to 1143 and encodes 267 amino acids. The transcript has 10 exons. The record is from RefSeq and is a predicted model, not a curated record. Gene Ontology annotation, molecular function: nucleic acid binding; zinc ion binding. NCBI's taxonomy places the organism in Eukaryota, Metazoa, Chordata, Testudines, Emydidae. Gene Ontology annotation, biological process: positive regulation of transcription by RNA polymerase II; transcription elongation by RNA polymerase II; DNA-templated transcription.